Molecule: messenger RNA, 5406 nt
Organism: Xenopus laevis (African clawed frog)
Lineage: Eukaryota; Metazoa; Chordata; Amphibia; Anura; Pipidae
Gene: cc2d2a.L
Product: coiled-coil and C2 domain containing 2A L homeolog
Exons: 37
Coding region: 240-5048 (1602 amino acids)
Source: RefSeq, a predicted model, not a curated record
CAACACAAAGCAGGCUGCAAGCCCCUCCCACCGAACUCUCCCCGUGCGCGGGGAAUGCUGGGAGCUCCAUUUCCUUAGCAAUGGCUGCGCCCACCGACGCGUAAGCUGUUUUCACUCUGAACCUGUAACGUUCUGUGCUGAAUGACCUCAGCUAUAGAUUUAAUCGCUGCUACCGAAAUCGGGCUGUUUGUUCGGGUUCCCAGCUUGGUACGGCUCCUGCAGCGCCCACUAGACUGACGAUGAGACAGACUGAGGAGAAGCAGAGGAUGGUCACACAGGAGUAUGUAGAUGGUGAGGAGGCUGAAGUGGAACAGCUAAAGAAAACGCUACGGGCACAGAGGCAGAGAAGAAAGAAAGCACUGAUUGAUCAUGAUGAGGACAUACGAACAGAAGACCCUGUGGAAGAUCUCACACCUACAGUCCGAGGGCAACGCAGCCUUCCACCUUUAGCCGCUUCCACUCCCGUGCCCAGUGCUGCUGAAGCUUCCAUGAGAGAGCGUCUCAGAGAAAAACUGAAAGCUGCAAGGUCUAAAGCAGAAAGUACACUACAGGACAAAUCCCCAGUUGUUUCACCUCGAAAAUUACAUAAGUCUAAAUAUGCAGAUUCAGUCAAAAGGUUUGAUGAAGAGGAUUCCUUUCCACUGGACAAAGUUAGAGAAGCUGAGACUGAGUUGACAUCAAGAGUCCGAUUCCGUGACGCUGUAAAGACCGUACAGAAAAAGUCCCAGGCCCAGGAUGGAUACCCUAAUGCUGAGGAAUCCUACAAUUUCUUCACAUUUGACUUUAAAACAGACACAGUUGAUGAAAUUCCUGAUGCGCCUAAAAAGGAAGACACAGAAGAAGAAGAAGAGGAAGAGUCUUCUAGAAAACCAAUAGAAGAGGAACACCAAGGGGAGGCAGAAGAUGGAAUGGGAGAAGAGGAGUCGUCGUUGGUUCCUGAGGAUGACCUUUUUGUCAUUGAUCAGACAUUGCGGGAUUUUAUUGAGCUCUUGCCUGCUGAGUAUGAAGGCUACCGCAAUCAACUGCAGAAGGAGCUGAACUGUUUUUUUAUUCCAAGCAUGCAACCUGUGCCGACUGCACAAAAGGUAGCAGAAAACAUGCAGCCAAGAUUUUUGGAAGAUGAGGGUCUGUAUACUGGUGAGAGACCCAAAAUAUCCCAAACCAAUCAGAACAUUCUGGAGAACAGAAUCUUGCGGCAAGAAGAGAGUAAAAAAUGGUUUGGUGAUGAUGGCAAAAUUCUGGCAUUGGCUAAUCCCAUUAAACAGUCCUCUACAAGGCCUCCUAUAUUUUCCUUGCAUGAAGGCACAGAUCCAGCCCUGGAAACCAUAUAUGUAAAGGCAGGGCCACCAAAGCAAGAGAAUAGGUAUGCGGUUGGAUCAGGAGAGUUUCAACUGGAUGUUGAUAUCUCAGGAGUGGUUUUUACACAUCACCCUCUCUUUAGUCGGGAGCACGUGCUGGCAUCCAGGCUGGCACAGUUAUAUGAUCAGUAUCUGGGACGGAAACAAAAGAACCUCUCCGGUCUGAUGACAGACAAGCUUCAUGCUUUGAGGAAUGCUGUGCAGAACAUCUAUGGAACCAGAGCAGGAAAUAGCUCCAGGACGUUUGUUGAACAAAGUAUAUAUGAGUACAAAAUGGAGAUCAGGCAAACAAGAAAGCUGCGGGACACAGAGCAACAGAAAGACAGAAUGCUUCUCAAGUCCAUCGUAAAAGUUUGGAAAGAAAUGAAAUCUCUUCGUGACUUCCAGAAGUUUACCAACACGCCCGUGAAACUCUUCUUGCGAAAGGAAGAUGUCAAUAAGAAAGCAGACGAAGAGGCACAUGAAGCUGAAAUCCAGGCCGAGAUACAGGAGCUCAUGGAAGAGUCUAUGGAAGAACAUGAAAAGGAUAUGGUGCAAUAUAAAAGUGAUCUUCAGAAGUGGAAGUCAUCGAGAAAGGCACAGAAGCUGAAGAAAAAAAAGAAAAAAGAGGGUGCUGAUGAGGAAGAUGAAAUGAGUACUAGCUACGCUGGAGAGGAGCUCACCAAACCUUCUCCCCCUGCAAUGAUAGACAGAGAAGAUGUUGAGCAGAAGGUUCGAGAGAAGGCAGCUAACAUCAGAAGGAAACCUGGAGAGCCUAUACUAAUACCAGAAAUGAAUCUGUCAGGAGCUGUAACACCCAAUGAGUUGUGCCCAAGGGUAGAGGUGCAGAGGCGGGAGGAUAUACAAAAACAUUCUUUGUUCAUAAGAAUCCUUUUCAACAAUAAAGAAGUUUCUAGAACGAUGGCAAAGCGAUUGGGCUCAGACUUCAGAGUUCAUCUGGGCGAAAUUUUCAAUUUGCAAAUCUUCAAUUUGCCUGAAAGCAUAAAGUUAGAGAUACAUGAAACAGUUCGGCAUGGUGCCACAACUCUGCUGGCAGAAGCAUUUAUUCCUAUCCCGGAAACCUCAGUCCUUACUGGUAGAGCCCCUGUGGAGGAGAUAGAGUUUAGCAGUAACCAGAGAGUAAUGUAUGACCAUGAAGGCGUUGGCAGUGACGUCCCUUUUUCAUUUGAAGCCGAUGGCAGUAAUAAAAUGAUUUUGAUGACAUCUGGAAAAGUAUCGUACUGCGCUUCUUGGGGCGUUGGAGAAAAUGGAGUGCCUUUGGUUCCACCCAUUUUACAGUACAACACUGGCAUACAAAGAGCAUUUGAUAACAUGGACGCAGUUGCAUCUAUUGGAGCAUCUGGUUUAACUGACAUGAAGAAACUGGCCAAAUGGGCAGCAGAAUCAAAGCUUGAUCCUAAUGACCCUAACAAUGGAGCUCUUAUGCAACUGCUAAUGACUGCAAACAAAGGGGAAGCGUCUGUUCCAGAAUAUUUCAGGCUGGAGCACUUGCAGAAGGAGUUUGACUUUGUUUCGGAAGAGGAACUUAGAAGAUCAAAGAGGUUUAGGCUUCUACAGCUUCGUAACCAGGAGGUAGCAGAAUUUCGCAAUUAUAAGCAAAUACCUUUAAAGGACCGUGAGAUUUCUGAUAAGCUUUUCCAGGACUAUGAGAAGCGACAGCAACAACAAGAUACAAUCACUACAGAAAGCCAUCUAGAUAAACACCGGGUCUUGGUGGCUAAGUACCUACAAAAGGUUAGGGAAUCCGUGAUAAACCGGUUCCUCAUAGCCAAACAUCAUUUCAUUCUUUCCGAUUUAGUUGUUGAGGAGGAUAUUCCAAGUCUUGGUUCUGGUGGUUCCGGAAUUCUAGGCAUGAGUCUUUUCAAACUGGCUGAACCAAAACGCCCCCUCAAGCCACGGCGAAAAGAGAGGAAAAAAGUGACAGCUCAGAACCUGUCCGAUGGCGACAUCAAGGUCCUGGUGAAUGUUAUUCGUGCUUACGACAUUCCUGUUAGAAAACAGGCAGUAAGCAAACUAACACAGCCACCAAGAUCUGCAAGAUCCUUUAAUGAAAUGUUCACAUCGACGGCUUCACCUCAAGGCCAAACCACUUCUCCAGAGUCGACCAUUAACCAGGUUUUGGUGCGACCAUUUGUAGAAGUCUCAUUUCAGCGUACUGUCUGUCAGACCACAACGGCAGAUGGACCCAAUCCCAACUGGAACGAGGAGCUUGUGCUUCCCUUUAGGGCUCCUAACGGUGACUACAGCACGGCCAGUCUGCAGUCGGUGAAAGAUGAUGUGUUCAUCAGUGUCUUCGAUGAAGUGUCGUAUGAUAUUUUAGAAGAUGACAGGGAGAGAGGACAUGGAAUUCAUACACGGAUAGAGAGACACUGGUUGGGAUCUGUCCGUAUUCCUUUCACAACCAUCUAUUUUCAGGCAAGGAUCGAUGGGACAUUUUUAAUCGAAACUCCUCCGGUGCUUCUGGGCUACAGCAAGCAGCGCAGCGCAGGCUUUGAAGGUGGAUAUGAUGCCAUGCGAGGUCUGAGCCAAGGCUCUUUUCUAACCCUUUUCAUCACCAUUGAGCCUCAACUUGUACCUGGAGAGUCUGUGAGAGAAAAGUUUGAAAGCCGUGAAGAUGAGAAGCUGCUGCAGGCUGCGGAGAAGUACCAAAGUGAGGCAGGUCUGAAGUUCUCCAACCGCCAGUGCCUGACGACUGUCACCGACAUUAAUGGGGCCACUGUUUUUGUAACUAGAUACAUCAAACCCUUGAAUCCACCACGGGAACUUCUUGAUGCUCACCCAAAUAAUACUCAGGCUGCUUCAGAACUGGUGGCACACUACGUUUCUCUUAUCCCAUUCCUUCCAGACAACGUGUCAUUUGCUGGAAUCUGCAACCUAUGGAGUACAGCCGAUCAAUUCCUCGAUCUUCUGGCUGGAGACGAAGAAGAACAUGCCGUCCUUUUGUGCAAUUACUUUCUGGCCAUGGGGAAGAAGGCUUGGCUCCUGAUAGGAAGCGCAAUUCCUGAGGGACCAACUACGUAUGUGCUGACGUUGGAACAGAACCAGAACAUCAUAUGGAAUCCAAGCACUGGAAGUUUUUAUGGCCAGUACGAUACAUUUUGCCCACUACAAAGAGUUGGAUGUUUGAUUAACGCUGAUAAUAUCUGGUUUAACAUGCAGCAGUAUGACGCACCAAUGAGUAUAUCGUUUGACACAAGCAGGACUAAUAUGUGGAAGCCAUUCUUUUCAAGAAGUUACCCUCAUCCUGGACUUUCUAGUGUUCAGCCAGAAGAACUGAUUUACCAACGUGUAGACAAGGCGGCGGCUGCUGAACUGCAAGACAGGAUUGAAAAAAUCCUAAAAGAAAAAAUCAUGGAGUGGAGACCACGACACCCCACUCGCUGGAACAGAUAUUGCACGUCGACUCUACGGCACUUCUUGCCUCUGCUGGAGCUAAACCAGGGGAGAGACGUGGAGGAAGAUCAUCGAGCAGAACUACAGAGGCAGCUUGGGGAUUAUAGAUUUUCAGGGUUCCCAAUACAUAUGGCGUUUUCGGAGGUGAGACCCCUCAUAGAGGCCGUGUACAGCACAGGAGUUCAGAACAGUGAGGUGCCCAACGUGGAGUUUGCGCUGGCUGUCUAUGUUCAUCCCUAUCCAAAGAACAUCUAUUCCGUGUGGGUGUAUGUUGCCUCCCUCGUUCGAAACCGAUGAAGCUGAAAAAAUACUGCAAGAAGUCUUUAGAAGAAGUUUAUAGCCGAUUGCUUAGCCCUAUCCUGUAUUUGAUCCCCAUAUUCCUAAAUAGCCUGGCACAGAUCAGCCUCCAAAGAGCAAAAGCCCAAGCUGUGAGUAACCUGUAUGUUGAUGAGCGGGGGGGGGGUGUGUGACAUCAUAACACAGUGCAACAUUCUUACAUCACUUCAUUUAAUGAAGCGCAGAACUUAUUUGGGAGUUAUGUCAAUCACAGCGGUGUAUGAAUGUAUACAUUGUGUUUAAUUGUACAUAAUAUAUUUAUUGUGAUGGUUUUAUACAUUUAUAACAAAAAGAUGAAUAAAUACAAUACACAAUUGAG